This is a messenger RNA of Hippocampus comes (tiger tail seahorse), 3886 nucleotides long. It is a transcript of the gene slc5a3b, whose product is annotated as solute carrier family 5 member 3b. The coding region runs from base 503 to 2617 and encodes 704 amino acids. The record is from RefSeq and is a predicted model, not a curated record. Gene Ontology annotation, molecular function: D-glucose:sodium symporter activity. The transcript has 2 exons. Gene Ontology annotation, cellular component: plasma membrane. Gene Ontology annotation, biological process: myo-inositol transport; inositol metabolic process; transmembrane transport. Lineage: Eukaryota; Metazoa; Chordata; Actinopteri; Syngnathiformes; Syngnathidae.
CACUCGCUAAAAGGAGGAGAGGCGGUGAGGAGCUCUGACUUGUUCAACUCAAGUCCGUCAUGCAGAAAGCAGCACACCCACAAAGACACAGAGGGACAACUUCCAACGAGGCUAAGCGACGAGACAAUCUGGGCUUCUCCUCCUCCUCUUCGUCUUGCUGUUGACUUGCCCAUCCUCACCUCCUCUCGUGGGGGGGGGGGGGUGUUGCCAUCGCAUCUCGCAUCCAGACGCUAGCUUGAAAGGAACAAAAACUCCUGACUUUUCUUGACCAGAGGCCCACCAGCGCCCUCUAAAAACUAAGGCAACCUGAGUGCCGGUGGAUAACCCCGAUCCGAAGCGCAGCUUAGCGAAUUAGACCAGACCGUGGAGACUACAGCUUCCAUCCAGACAGCAAACCAAAGCGGGGCAUUUCUGCACUUUUUUCUUAUCCUCUUUGGUGUCAAACGGCUGCCGCUGUUUCAAUUUCCGCCAAGAAGUUUUGAUUUUCACGUCAUCUGUCAAAAUGGGGCCUGGAAUGGAAGCGGCCGACAUCGCGGUGGUCGCGCUGUACUUCGUCCUCGUGCUUGUCAUCGGGUUUUUCGCCAUGUGGAAAGCCAACCGCAGCACCGUGAGCGGCUACUUUCUGGCCGGACGCUCCAUGACGUGGAUAGUGAUCGGCGCCUCGCUCUUCGUGAGUAAUAUCGGCAGCGAACAUUUCAUCGGACUGGCCGGCUCGGGAGCGGCGGGUGGCUUUGCGGUGGGAGCCUGGGAAUUCAACGCCCUUCUGCUUCUGCAGCUGCUCGGCUGGGUGUUCAUUCCUGUGUACAUCCACUCGGGAGUGUUCACCAUGCCCGAAUACCUGUCCAAACGUUACGGCGGCAAUCGACUCAAGGUCUAUUUUGCUUCCCUGUCGGUUCUCCUCUACAUUUUCACCAAGCUGUCGGUAGACUUGUACGCCGGCGCGCUCUUCAUCCAGGAGUCCCUCGGGUGGAAUCUUUACCUGUCUAUAGUCCUGCUCAUUAGCAUGACCGCGCUUCUCACUGUCACCGGCGGGCUGGUGGCUGUUUUGUACACAGAUGCUCUUCAGGCCGUGUUGAUGAUCGGCGGAGCUUUAACAUUAACCAUCAUCAGCCUCGUUAAAGUGGGUGGGCUCGAAGGCGUCAGAUCGAAGUAUAUGGAAGCCGUCCCCAAUGUUACCGCCAUCUUGGCCACUGGGAACUAUUCCUAUUCUCCCUCCUGCCGGAUCCAUCCCAAACCCAACUCCCUUCGCAUUCUCCACGGCCCCUUGGAUGAAGACAUUCCAUGGCCGGGCUUCAUUCUCGGCCAAACCACCGCCUCCAUUUGGUACUGGUGUGCUGACCAGGUCAUAGUUCAGCGAGUGCUUGCAGCAAAGAACAUUGCUCACGCUAAGUGCUCGACGCUCAUGGCGGGCAUCCUGAAGAUCCUUCCCAUGUUUGUCAUUGUCAUCCCGGGCAUGAUCUCCCGCAUCCUGUUCGCAGACGAGAUCGCCUGCAUCGGGCCCGAGCACUGCAUGGCGGUGUGCGGCUCUCAGGCGGGCUGCUCCAACAUCGCGUACCCCCGCCUGGUCAUGGCCGUGAUGCCCGUGGGACUCCGCGGCCUGAUGAUGGCGGUCAUGAUCGCCGCCCUGAUGAGUGAUCUCGACUCGAUCUUCAAUAGCGCGAGCACCAUCUUCACCCUGGACAUCUACCAAACGGCUCGAAAGAAGGCGUCCCAGCGCGAGCUGCUCAUCGUGGGUCGCCUUUUUGUGGUGGUCAUGGUGGUCAUCAGUAUCGCCUGGGUUCCCGUCAUCAUCGAGAUGCAAGGCGGCCAGACCUACCUUUACAUCCAGGAGGUGGCCGGCUACCUCACCCCGCCCAUCGCCGCCCUCUUCCUGCUUGGCGUGUUCUGGAAGCGGUGCAAUGAAAAAGGGGCAUUCUGGGGAGGCAUGACCGGUUUCAUUCUGGGUACCAUCCGACUCAUCCUGGCUUUUAUGUACCGCCAGCCUCGCUGCGACCAACCAGACACCCGACCUGCUUUCAUCGUUCACGUCCACUACAUGUAUGUGGCAGCCGGUCUGUUCUGGAUCUCGGGUUUUGUGGCUGUGGUGGUCAGUCUUCUCACAUCUCCGCCGGAUGAGGAGCAGAUUCGCACCACAACGGUGUGGGGACUCCGUCACGUCGAAAAGUUGCCCGAGAGCAAAAAGGACAGAGAGCAAAUGUACGGGCUGACUGAGAAGAGCCACUGCAAUGGCGACGCGAGCUUGCACAAAGGUUUGCCCCCGGAUGUCAGAAAGGAAAGGUGUCUGGACGGCGCCGAUAUCAAACUCCUGGUCCCGUUCACCGAUCACGACCCGGCCACUCCCAGCGCAGAGCCGUCGCCCGCCACCACCCCCGCCGACAGGUUUGGAAAACUGGAUGAGGGAGAACGCCACGAGGCCAGCCGCUGUAUUCGCGUCCUGGACUGGUUUUGCGGCUUUAAGGAGCCAUCGCAGGACGCUCAGCCAAAAACGCCCCAGGACAACGCCAGGGUGAUUGCGGAAAUGCUGCACGAGCCCCCGCGAGUCAAACUUCUCCUCAAUAUUGGCCUGUUUUGCGUCUGCUCCGUCGGCAUCUUCAUGUUUGUCUUUUUCUCGCUGUAGUCACUCCUUGCAAUCGACUAACUGGUAAUGACUGGUUGGGGGAGAAGGCCGGGGGGGGGGCUUUUACCGAGGUGAACUUCGUUGUCGCGGGGGACCUGUUACACACAGAUGAAUUUAUAAAGCUUUGAAAAGCUCGGUCUGUAAUAUUUACAGUUGUCUUUUGUAGCUCUCUAACAGGGAUCUAAGCUUGUUCUAAUCAUUUUUUUUGGAAUGAUCAAAGCUUCCCCACCAACACAAAUGUACUCCUUUUCAAGACUUUUUGAAGCUUAUCUGGGCACUUGGCUGUCCAUUUUGUACAGCGUUUGAUGUUAAUCUUGCACUCUGUAUAUCUACAUCUUGAGGAUCGUUUUACUCCAAGUGAAUUUUAAUAUUGGCCUUAUUUGACAUAUGCACUCUUGUUUUUGUUUUUUUUUGUGAAAAGUUCUGUGAUUUAUUUCUUGUUGACUGUGACUGUAAACUGAGUUGCUACUGGAGCAUUCAUGUGUUAAGAGUUUAUUUAAGAUUGUAGACCAUAAACGUUGUGUUCUGAAGCUCAUGCUGCUUUGGUUUUUAAUUUAGAGGUGUGUCUGUUAAUCUUUCUUUUGACCUGGACAUUACAAUUAGCAUACCUCAUGAAGUAAAUCCAAACCAAGCCUCCCUUCUGUAUGAGGGACCAUUAUGACCCCCCCCCCCCACCCAUCUAAUCCGAUCAAGAUUUGCCUUUCUACGGGUGUACACUUAUAAUUAUCAAACACUUGGGAUGACAUCCCAUAUUAAAAUAGAAAGAAAAAAAAGCACAAAAUUGAGAUUGUUUCGUAUGGUACUUACCCGUGUGUGUCGUUCAAAAUGUGUUAUUAGCAGUUGUUUUUGAUGUUAAUUUUGAAAACCAACAACAACAAAAAAAGUUUUUAUGUACUACUAUAGCAUAACAACAACAAAAAAAGUACUCGUGAUUCUGUAUCCAUCUAUAUUUUAAGCGUAUCUUAUGUUAAGUUCAAAAAGUGUGUUAAGUCUGUUGCGUUUUAUUAAAAUAUUUUAUUUUAUUUUGGUUUCUUUCAAAUAUCAUUCUCAAGUAUAUCUACUGUGGCGGCGUGUACGCAAUACACUAAGUGUAUACAUUUGUUUUGCAAGUGCAACUUUUGUACAAGUUUUUACCAAAUGUGUCUUAGUGUGAGUUUCUAGAAGGGGUGCUGGGGGUGUGGGGGGGGGUCAUGGAGAGUCAAAUAAUAGACAAACAAUGUUUUAUACUCAAACUUGUGUGCUGUGUCAUUAAAGCCAUCUGAUAAAUCA